Molecule: messenger RNA, 5925 nt
Organism: Scaptodrosophila lebanonensis
Lineage: Eukaryota; Metazoa; Arthropoda; Insecta; Diptera; Drosophilidae
Gene: Cad99C
Product: cadherin-99C
Exons: 12
Coding region: 130-5196 (1688 amino acids)
Biological process (GO): homophilic cell-cell adhesion
Cellular component (GO): plasma membrane; catenin complex
Molecular function (GO): cadherin binding; calcium ion binding
Source: RefSeq, a predicted model, not a curated record
UAUGUAUGUACGCGUCGCGCUCGCGACGGGAUUCUUCUUUGCAGAGUUAUAAUACCACAAAGGUCUUAAACCCACUUAUGUGUGCGUGUGUGUGUGUGCUUUAGAAAGUGUUUACCUUUAUGAAUAAAAAUGAAUCCGCCCAACUUAAUAACACAAAAAUGUCUUCAUCUUUUUGUGCUAUUAUUAAUACUACAAGUAAGCAACUAUCGGCCAGCAGCGGCUGCCUUAGGAAAGUCACAAAUGUGUGAAGUGGAAACUGGGCAGACAAAUAUUAUUCUGGAUAUUGAAGAAAGUCGUAAUGGCUCUGUUGACCAAAAAACAACGCCUCCUGAGCUGCCAAUUUUUGGGGAUCCCUACAUGGAUAUAGCUCUUGAUUUAAUAUUCCCAAAAGGAAAUCCAGCGUUUAAACUAAAUGGAAAGAAACUGCAGUUGUUGCAGCCACUGGAUCGAGAUGAAGAAAAUCUCAGUCACAUUGUCUUCCAAGUGUCAUGUACAAUACGUUCUUCCAAUAGAAAACGUAAUAUACCAAUUAUUGUGCGAGUGUCCGAUGUCAACGAUAAUUCGCCCCGUUUCCUCAACACACCCUAUGAAGUAACAGUGCCAGAGAGCACUCCGGUGGGCACGACUAUAUUUCGCAACAUACAAGCGGUAGAUAUAGACGCAGGAGUUAAUGGUCUGGUUGAAUACUUUAUAGUGGCUGGCAAAACAAACGGCACCGAAGAUGAAAGACUGACGAGUGCAGAUGGAUAUGGGACUUUUGAUAUAUCAUAUCCUCAUCAAGGACAGGUCACUGUAGCCAAAAGCUUGGAUUAUGAAAAAAUACAGCGGUACUAUCUGACCAUUAUUGCAUCGGACCGAGGACGUAACGUAUCGGAGCGGUUGUCUUCGACCACCACUUUAACGGUCAAUAUAGCGGACUCCGAUGAUUUAGAUCCGUCCUUCAUCUACCGUGGCUGCUUUCUAAUCGAAGGUGCUUGCAUUAAUCCCGAAUACACAGCCGCCGUGCCCGCAGGCUCACUACAAGGGGUGCUAACAGUUCUGCCCGAGCGUAUUCAGGCCGUUGAUCUUGACACUAUAAGCUCACGUAUACGUUACAGCUUUGCUAAUGGCAUGCCAGGAAACUAUGCAGACUACUUUGAGAUUGAUGAAGAAACAGGCAUUUUGAAACAGAUCAAAGCUGUGGAUACCUCUACCGCUAAGAGGUAUGACAUCAUAGUGCGCGCUGAGGAAAUAUCUCCAGCUCGACGAUUCACCACAGCCAAGCUAUCUAUAGAUGUGAAACCUGUAGACGCAAGUCCUCCUGUUAUAUCCUCGAGUGCAGUCGAUGGCUAUGUAGACGAGAACUCUCCAAUAGGUACGAAGAUUGUGGACGCAAAUAAUGUGCCUAUCAUGUUCCAAACUACGGAUGCGGACUUGGGCGAGGGUGAUCCAAAACCCAAUUACAUUUAUGAGCUGACUACGCCGUCGUUUAAUGUUACUUUUAAUGGAAUACUGGUGGUCAACCAGGAGGGAUUGGACCGCGAUCCACCCUCUCCAGGGCGGUACACGUUCCAGGCAGUCGCACGCGAGCCACGUACAAACGCGGCCAGCGCACCGUUGAGCCUCACCGUACAUCUUCGCGAUAUAAACGACAAUGCACCGAAGAUAGCCAUGAUAGCCCCUGUUUCAUUAAAUGCGGGUGAAGAAAAACGGAAGGUCACACGAGUGACGGCGACGGACAACGACGAUGGCGUCAAUGCAGAGAUAACUUAUUCCAUCUACCAUGUGUCCAACAAUGGUAAGCAAAAGUUCACCAUAAAUCCGCAUACGGGGGAUAUAGAAACGCAAGGACGCUUCUCUACGGGCGAGCAGUACAGCAUAACAGUACAGGCUACCGACAUCGGUGGACUCUCGUCCCAAGCCAUUGUGGAGAUAAGUGUGGUUCCGGGACCGAAUACGAAGCCUCCACGUUUCCAGAAAAGCAUAUACGAAGUACACGUCAGCGAAGGAGCUGAAAUAAACUCGACAGUAACCGUCGUGCAUGCUGAUGAUCCUGAGAAUGAUCCCGUUAUCUACUCAAUCAUAUCGGGCAACGAUUUACGGCAGUUCGCUGUAGGUCAAGAGACCGGCGUCAUAAUGGUGAUACGCACAUUGGAUCGCGAAAGUCUUACCCGCUACCAAUUGAUCAUAAAAGCGGAAGAUAACGGAGGACUUUCCAGCAGUGCGACAGUGAAUAUCAAAGUUACCGACAUCAACGACAAAAAUCCAGAAUUUGACCCUUCUACGCUGCCAUAUGUAUUUACUGUGGACGAAGGAACGGCCGACGCAGUUGUGGGUAUAGUUCAUGCCUCGGACGCUGAUGAGGGCAUCAACGCAGAAAUCACAUAUUCAAUACCAUCGGACAUACCCUUUGCCAUAAAUAAUAAAUCGGGAGAGAUACGAACUAGCACGCAGCUAGAUUUUGAGCGACAGCACGAAUAUAGAUUCGUUGUGACUGCGAAGGAUGGUGCACCAGAUGCCCGUCUGGGCACGGCAAGUGUGACGGUACUGGUUCGUGAUCUACCUGACGAAGUUCCUAGGUUCAGCGAUGCCCGUAUCGUUGUGCGCAUUCCCGAAAACGAACCCAAUUUUCUGGUUGCUACUGUACAAGCCAAUGAUCCGGACUCUACUCCGGAGAUAACAUACUUCAUACGCAAAGGCGAGACGGAGCUGUUUAAGGUAGCGCCCAAGACUGGAGAAAUACGCACUACCAAAGGUCUGGAUUACGAAAAACAACGGCAACAUGAGCUAAUCAUUGGUACUAUCGAAAAUGACGGCGAUGGUCCCGGAGAUACGAUACGGCUUGUUGUAGAGGUUGAGGAUCGCAACGAUGUACGGCCGGUGUUUAUUUCAAUGCCCGAGCCUAUAACAAUAAGUGAUGAUCAGGCUAUAGGUGCGAUUAUAGCAACAGUACCGGCCGUAGACGCCGAUGGCACAUCACCUGGCAACGUAGUGCGCUACGAACUAGUGGGUCGUGGCAAAGCCCUUAAGUAUUUUCAGGUCGAUCCGGACACUGGCAUCGUACGCAUACGUGACGAUUUACGGAAGCAGACAGAUACGGAAUAUCACGUGGACAUACGCGCCUAUGACUUGGGUGAACCACAAUUGAGUUCAAUGGCUACCGUUCCUGUUUUCGUCCGGCCCUCGAUUCUGGAUCCCAACGAAGAGAACAUGAUGGACAGUAAAAUGGACAGCGGCCUAAAAUCAGAUUCCGAGCACAUGGAACUAGCAUUUAGUGACGAUAGCUAUACGACAGACGUGCCCGAGUCAACAAGUGUAAACACUACAUUGAAACUUGUGCAGAUUAUAAAUUCGCGUAAUGCUCCAAAAUACAAAUGCGAGAUUGUGGAAGGCAAUGAACAGGGCGUGUUCAAUGUGACGCUAGAGAAUCAUGCCUGCGGUAUUGUGCUCGCCCGAUCGUUAGAUUUUGAAAAUCAAACGGUUUACACAUUGAAGCUUCAGUUGAGCUCCCACAAGUAUUUGGUGAACUCGCAAAAGAAUCAGGCAACAGUCAAGAUCAUUGUGCAGGAUGUGAAUGACAACGCGCCAGAAUUUAUAUUCAAUCGACUACAUGGACGAACGGAUACUUUCUACGCCGUCGUUACAGCCGAAAUGGACAUAGACACGCCUAUUUUGGAGGUACGUGCCACUGACCGCGACUCAGGAAAAUUCGGAAUGCUACGCUACAGCAUCUACAAAGACGAUGAUGGAAGCACCAACGAUAACGACGACCCCACAACCUGUUUUAUGAUAACCGAAGAUACGGGUGUUUUGCGAACGACCAAACUUUUCCGCGAUGGAGCACACUUUCCAAUGAUAUUUUUUGCAGAAGUUCGCGACAACGACGGGCUGGAGCUGAACUCGCACCGAACGCGAGCUCGCAUCGUGGUUAAUCUACUGACAGAUCUCAACCGUAUGACUCUAGCCUUUUCGGAUGCAGCACCCAACCAGCUGCGCAGCCACUUUGCCGCUUUGGAAGAAGUGAUCGAGGAAAAGUCGAAAGGGCUGAUCAGUGGAAUUGAGCGCUUCAGCAAUAGAAAGUUCCUGUUGGACAAUGGGACAGUUAUGGAAAAUGCCACAGCCACAGACGUGUGGUUUUACUUAAUCGACCCCAAGACUGAGCAGCUGCUGAUGCGCAACGAUAGCGUCGUCCAGCAGUUCUUACCGGAUCUUACAUAUGCGGCGUCGGGAGUUGCACACGCAACUGCAGAAGGAAUCUAUGGGCCGAUUAACAUAAAACACCAAAUCCACAGAGUCAAGGCGACCAUGGCUAUUGAUAAUGAAAUCUUUCCCUACACGCUCAUUGCCAUAUCCAUUAUUAUAUUGGUUUUGGGCACCAUUGGCAUCGUGUAUAUAUGUUCAAGUUGGUCCAAAUACAAAAACUUUAAGCAGCGCAUAAGUCAUUACUCGGCUCCUAGUACCACGCGCUAUGAUCCCGUGAUUGUUAACUCGCAAACCUUAAACGCUGGCGAUAUUGUGGCUAAUAUGAAGGAGUAUGAAACUCAAAUGCUGGCAAUGGCAGUGCCGAUUGAUGGGGACGAUGAUCUGCAAAUUGACUUCAGUGCCAAGAAUCACGCUUUCUCGCUAGACAACGUUAGUUAUAUUACGCACAAGGAAAACAAAAGCGGUGGGCAAUCUAGUCCCACUCACUCAGAUGCCGCUACUGCCACCUUUGCGACUCUGCGUCGUCAUAACAACCUUAACAACAUGAAUAGUAAUAUGACUAUGAAUAAUCGUCAAAACACCUUUCAUCGAAAUAACGCAAACCCACUGGCCUCUCCAAAUAACGGCACAUUACCGGGCACAUUGACUCUGGGACGAAUCAAGCACAUAAAUAGCAACAACUAUCAGAAUAACGGCUUUAAAUCGGAUACUAUGAGCCGCAACAAUCUUGAGAACUCGCAAAACAAUUCAUACAGCACAAUGGACAGACGUUCCAACACCUUUGGCGGCGUGGGAGCUCUCAGUGCUAUAACUGCCAAUACAGGAAAUGAUGGCACCCUAGGUCGGAACAAUCAACACAAUGGCCCGAUUUAUCCAAAUUUUAACAGCUCCCAUGGUGAUCUGAGCCUUACAAACGAAAAUGUCACCUUCGGAAAGCGGAGCUACGGUCAGAUGGGAUUCUCAUAUCUUAACGACUUGGAUAGGUCAGAGGUGGAAACCACAACGGAGCUAUAAGCAAUAAAAUGCAAAGCUAAAAGCAGUGCUUCGUUAGAGUUAAAGGUAUCCAAGUGGCGUACAAUUACGCAUGCAUGUACAUAUUUAGGUACAUAUUUCCGUUCACAUACUAUAUGUGUGUAUGUAUCAAAUGUCCGCAUGAAUUUAUUCAAAACGACAACUGAAAUAUUUGUACUCAAAAAGAAUGAAUUGCCAUAUAGAGCUCACUCAUAAUUGGUUCCCCAUGUACGCACAAUAUUCGUAUGUCCUCUAAUGAUCGCUCAAAUCAAUGGGUUCUAUGAGCAUGACAUUAAAAAGUAUUCUGUGUUGCUCAAAAUAUGGAUGAAUUCAUGCAGACUAUUUCUACAUUAGCGGUAAUCUUGCGAGUGAUUUAUAUUUGUAAAUGAUUUCGUUUCACAAAAGUAACUUGUUGCCCCAUUUCAAUGUUAUAAAAUACGCAUGAAAGUGUUCUCUGCAGAAACGACUCUGGACUAACUUUUGGCUUGAUUGCAUUUAAGAAGGAAACCAUCCUCGACAGUUUCAUUUUACCACAUCCUUUAGGCAUUCAAUUAGUUAGAUCAAUAUUUGAAAAAUCGAAAUCACUCGCAGAACUACCGCCACUAUUGCUUACUCUACUUGUUAAACAUAUGUAGGUAAUUUCUAAUGUAGUGAAUUUUUAACAUUUCCCAUUUUAAACUAAUGUCCAAAAGUUAAUAUUUUUGCUAGCUUGUAUAUUUGCCAUUAAAUGAU